Drosophila simulans is the source of this 873-nucleotide messenger RNA. RefSeq lists its product as uncharacterized. Lineage: Eukaryota; Metazoa; Arthropoda; Insecta; Diptera; Drosophilidae. The coding region runs from base 1 to 777 and encodes 258 amino acids. The record is from RefSeq and is a predicted model, not a curated record. The transcript has a single exon.
AUGAAUGAUCAGCCAGUCGAUGGCGUCGUGCGCCUCCGUCUCAAGGUGUCCCAGUGGAUCUACGGCAUCGCGGUGCUGUUCAUUGUCCUGGCCAUUGGGCUGCUCAUCUUGCCGGGCCUGUUCAGACGAUACCUCCUGGUUCCGGAUGUAGUGGCUACCUAUUGCUUCUUUGUCAUCGGAUUGGUCACCCUGUGCGUCUAUGUCAACGUCACUUGGCUGCGCCGGAAGUUCCCCUUCAACUGGAUAGUCAGCUGCUGCAUAGCAGCUUGUCUGGCUCUGGGAACGGUGUGCACCCUUUCAAACCAGCGGACGGGACACGUCCUGCUCCUGAGCAUGGAGAUUCUUGUCAUGAUGUCGCUGCUCCUGCUGGUCGGCUCAUAUCUAUUGCCCGAAUGUCCUGCAGUGGCCUACUUGUUCCUCACUUGGUUCAUAUUCGUUGUGCUCUCCUCCGUCCUAAUGGUCGCCGUUUGUGUCCACGUGUCAGAUCAGAUGUUCUCCUAUGAAGUAGCCAUUCACUUUGUGCUCUGGCAAGUUAUAUGCCCACUGAUUGUGUUCCAGGCGCAGGUCAUAUCCGGCUAUUGGGAGAACUUGCCGCCUAUCCUGGAUAGGCCACUGUGCUCCACGAUGCUCCUGUUCGACUUUCUCGCCUGCUACAUCUUUCUUGACUCCGCCGAUGAUGUUGGAUUUGAGUUCUACUACGCUGGCCAGUCAGAAAAUCAAAAGUUUUUGUCCAGAUCCGUUAAGAGCCAGUGGGAGAUGUUCAUGGACUCAAACUAGGGAUUUCCUAAAUUGGACACCUGUGAAAAAGCCUCCCCUGCAGGGCAAAGUGUAUUUUAUAAAUAUAAGGAAAGAACAACGUGCAUUUUAAUCGAG